AUGGGAUACUUAUUUAUUGAUGUCCUUAGUGAAAUUGCUUUUUACAAAAAUCCAACAUAAUUAUCAGAUAGAUAUUUUAAAGUUCAACUCUUAAUUUAUGCUUUACAAUUUUUAGCGCUAUUAUUUCCUAAUGAUGGAUGGAAUUUAUGGAAUUAUGAAUAGGAUCCAAUAUUUAAAUAUUAUAAGUAAGUACUUAAUUGCUUUUUAAUUUUACCUAUUAUGAUAAAAGAAAAAAUUCUUCAAUAAAUAAUUUCAGGAACUUUUUUUGUCAUUUAGUCAUCUAUUAUUAUAUUUAUUUCUAUUUUAACUUUAUUUAGAAAGAUUUCACCAAAUACAGAUUUUAAUAAUGGUAUACUUCACUUUAUGUUAAGAGUCGCUAAUUUUUAUUUUCUACACAUUAAUUUUUCAAUAGGUAAUUUAUUUCUGAUGUUUUAUGGAAAUGCUAUUUUUUGUUAAAAGUUCCAAUAAUUUUAAGAUUAAAAAUGUUCUUAACAUCCAAUAUUUUUUCUUGGAUUAGCAGGAACAUUUCUGACAUUAUUAUCAUAAUAUAUAGGUGUUUAUCUAUUUAGAUCCUUCUCAUUUAAACCUUUUUCUAAUUUAUAAAGUAAGUAUUCAAUCAAUUAAGUGCUUAAUAUCCUAUUAAAAGCAAUUAUGUUUGCAGUAUAUUUACUUGAAACUAAUAGUUUUAACAUCUAUUUAUUUUUUAUUCUCAUAAAUUGUUUAAUCUUGCUAUAAAUGAUUGAUAAUCUUUUCUUAAAUUCCUAUUAUCCUCCAAAUAAUGAAUUUAAUUUUAAAUUAUACUUAACCCUUUUCUCUAUAUCUAUUCUAAUCACACUAAACAUUCUUUCAGAAAAUUCUAUAUUAAAAUAAAAUAUAAUACUUGAAAGUGUUAUGUUAAUUGGAUCUUUUUCAUUUUAUUUUUCUGAAGUUAUUUUUGAGAGAAAAAUAUUUCAUUAAUCUCACUAAAUACUUUUAUCAUAAAGCAAAGCAAUAGACUUGGUUUAAAGGAUUUAUGAAUUAUCAUAAGAUUUAAAAAAAACAGUGAGAUAGAAAAAACUAUUUUAUUAUUAUACAUAUAUUGUAUAUAAUAUAUAAAGAGAUAAAAAUAUUCAUAAUUAAGAUUUUUAAGAUCUUUCAUCAAGAAAAUUUAUUAUAUAAUUUUUGUAGAGACAAUUAAAAUUAGCAAAAUAAAAUGGAAAAGUAUCUUUUGAAGAUAUGUAAUUAAUCUACACUAAUUUUUUGUCUCAUUAUUGCAAAAAACCAUUACUAAGUUUAGUUGAAUUUAGAAAGUAUGAUGUUUUUAAUUAAUAACAAUAAUCCUACUUCUUUAAAUUUAUGAAGAAAUAAAUCAACAACAAUUUACAAUAGAGUGUUUAAAAACAACAAUUAGUCAAUAUUUCUUAGACCUAAAAUAGAGAAUAAGAAAAAUAAUCUUUAGAUAUUGUGCAUAUAAGUAAAUCAAUAAUUUUUGAAGAGCUUUACAUUCCAAAUAUAAUAAGGUUAAUAGAUGCCAAAAUUUACUUUUGGUAACAGUUAAUAAAGGGUUACAAUAAUAUUUAGGAAUUUCAAAAGGAAGCAAUUGAUUUGAGUAAGAAAGUGUAAUCACUUCAAAGAUAGUUAUUAUCAAAUUUAUCUUUUGACAUAGAAAAUAUUGGACAUUUAGGAACAAAUUGCAAUGUUUUAGAAUUGAAAAUUGCGUCAAUUUUUUAUAGCUCUAUUAUGAAUGAUUAUUAUAAUUCGGCUUAAUGCGAAUUUCUUAUAUAAGAAAUCUUUAAUAUAGAGCAUACAUUAUCUUCUGAUGUUAUAACAAACUUUACAUUAGUUGAGGAUAAAGUAGCAUUAAUAAUGAUAAGUUUAGUUAAGAAUUUAGGUUAAAUAAUUAAUUAAGAUAAAAGAGGAUUGUCUUAGUACUUUGGUUAUGAUGAUAAAGAAUUUCAAUAGAUAUAGUAUAUUAAUUAAUUAAUGCCUCCAUUUUUAUCUGUGAUACAUGAUAACCUAUUAGAAGAUUAUUUAUAAUAAGCAAAGUCUAAAUUAUUUUAAUCUUAUAAUAUUGUUUUUAGUUAAGACAGAUAAGGUUAUUUGGUAGCAUAAUAAUUAAAGAUUGACAAUAAUUUUCUAAUUUAAGAUGAUUAUGUAAUAAUGGGAUGUUUGUCUUAGGUGAAAAGAGGAGUAGAUUUUUUAAUAUUUGGAGAUGAUGGAAAAAUUUUGGGUAGCACUUAAAAUUUCUUUUAAACUUACUUUUAAAAUUAAAAUGAAAAGUUCAAUUUGUAAAGAUUGAUCAAUUAGUGCUAUAUAUAUAUGUUUUUUCCUUAAGUAAUAAAAAUUAUAGAUUCAUACAAAAAUUAAUUAGUUUCAUAGGAUAAUGAAGGGAUAUAUAUAGAAGAUACUUGUAUAUUUUAGGUUAGAGAGAAUCUAUUAGAAUUGAUUACACUUUUUUAAUCAUAAAGUAUAAAUAUGCCAAAGAGUAGUCAUUUUGGGAAAUCUUAUCUACCAAAAAAAGUAUAAAUUUCAGAAGGAUCUUUAUCUAGGAGAGUUGGAACAAUUUCGAUACAACAAAAUGAUUAAUAAGAAAAGGAAUAAAAUUAAUUAGCAUAAAUUGAUUUAAAUAUUAGAUAAUCUGAAGAAUCUUUAAAACCAAUUUAAUAUAAUGGAAUUCCAUUAUUAAAUAAGUAAUAUUAAAAUGAAAUUUUUUAAUAUUUAGAGAUCAUUGAAGUAUACAUAAAUUUAAAUACAAUAGGAGAAACCAGCAGAGAAAUAUUUUAUAAAAUUUUCACUAAAUCUAAAAAAUAUUGGCAAGGAGAAUUACCACAGAUGUUUUUUUGUUUUAGAGAUUGUUGAUAUAAGGAAAAAAGAUCUAAUAGGAAAAUCAAUAUCUGAAAAUCAAAAUCAACAAAUAAAUGACAGUAAAUAUUAUUCGGUUUAAAAUAAUAAACAUAGUAAUAGCAUAUUAAAUUUUAGAUACAACUUAAGAGGAAGAAUAAACAAAAUUAAAUGUAUCUGGAUUUGCUUAAUCAGAAUAACCAUAUUCUGAAAUAGUACCUGUAAAUAAAGAUAUUGGUUGUGGAGUAACAGAUCUUUUAGAAAGACUAGGACCAUCAAAAAAGUAUAAAUAAGAUUAAGAUCUUGGUUUAUUCAAUUUAGAUUCUGCUAGAGAUAGUAUGAGUUAUGGUCCAUUAUCAUAAAGAGCUCACUUUAUUAAUCCAAAUUAAAAAGAAGGAGAGUUUGAAGAAAUAGUUAAAUUAGAUUAGGAUUUUAAUGCACUUGGAAUGUAGCUCAAUAGUGCUAGUGCAAUUAUGUAAAAAGGAAAAAAUUUUUAAUUAGAACCUGAAGAAGAAUUUGAUAUUGAUGAAUCACUUAAAUAAUAAAAAUAAUUAUAGCCUGGUAAAUCUAGUAGUGAAAAUGAAAAAGAAAAAAAAAAUGAUAUUUUAGAAAUAAUGAAAAAAAAUAAAUUGAAAGGUAAAAAUCACGAAGAAGAAGAUUUAGAAGCAUUAAAAUCUAAAUCAAGUAUGACUUCAGCUACAUCUGGUAAUUCAGCAAUAUAAAUAAUCAAAAAGUUUUAAAGCACCACUCAUCUUACUAAAGGACUUAAAUUUGUGUCACUUACUAGUUUAAGUGUAUUUAUUAUAACUAUAAUCUUAAUUACUGUUCAUUUAGUAAUUAUAACAAUAAGUAAUUAAGAUACUUCUUUAACUAUUAAUGAUAUAAAUGGUCCUUUUAUUUUAAACAGAAGUUAUUUGGAAGUUAUUUCAUUUACAUGGAGUCUUAUUGUAGGAACUUUAGAAAUUGUUGAUAUGAGUUAAUUUAUGAAAGAGUAAACAUAUAGUGAUCUACAUAAUACUACUAGUGAAUUAUAUGAUGAAAUUAAUAAUAUGUAUUUAGGAUUUAUUGAAGUAGAAUAAAGAGGAAUGUUAUCUACCUAAACCUUUACUUUUCUUAAAGGGAAUACAGAAAAUAUUAAAUUUCCUUAUUUUAUUAAUUUAAUUGAAGGAACCUUAGAUAGAGUUGUAAAAAUAGUAUAAAUUGAAAUCAAAGAUUUAUCUUCAAUAUUAACUAAAGAAUAUUUCGAUUAAUUAUUUUUAUUGAGAUAUAAUUUGAAUUAACUAUAUUUGAUGUCAUCAGAAUUAAUUGAAUCUUUGAAUAUUGUUUUUUUGUCACAAACUAAUGAUAGGGUUAAAGAGAUGUAAACUCAAGUAAUUGUUGAAGUAAUUUGCAUUGCUGUCAUUUUGAUUAUUGAACUGUAUUUUUGGAAACAAAUUUAAAAUUAUAGUUAAUAACUAAUGCUUUUAACAGGCAGGCUAUAAGAAAGCGAUGCAAAUGAAUCUAUUGCAAGAUCCUCAUUGAUUAAAGAAACUUUAACUUAAUAAAGUGGAAAAUUUAGCUGGAAAAAAUAAAAUUAUUAUGCUUUAAAUUAUUAAUCUUUAAAUACAUUAAAUUUUGAAAUAUUGAAUCAACAGUCUAGAAUUAUUAAAGAUUUAGCUUUAAAAAAUCAUUUUGACAUUAAUUAAAAUAAAAAUCAUCAGUAAGAAAAUAAUAAGAUUAAUAAAAAUUAAUAAUAAACGAAAAGAAAUGUUAAUGUUGUUUUAAGUUCAAGAAUUUAUAACACUUAAAUAAGUUUAUUAUCUUAUUCAAUUAUGUUACUCAUAAUUUUUAUCAUAAUAACAAUAAUGUUAUUUGGAGGUUUUUUGUUAUUUUCUUAAUAAAUUUCUGAUUUGAGACCUUCUUAAGAAUUAACUGGAAAUUAUGUUAAAUUCACAUAAAAGUUAGAUACUUUAAUGGCAUGUGCCUUAUUGCUUAAGACUUAGUAAUUAGUUUAUAACACUUUAAUUGAUCAAAAGAUUUAUGAUUAAGCAACAAUAGAUUCAUUCGUAUAAACAAACGAUAUUGUUGAAUUAUUUAGCGAAUUAAGUUAAAUUUAUUCAGAAAAUUUAACAUCAAUUUAUGAAAGUAUUUUAAAAUCAAACAAAAUUAAGGAGGAGGAUAAAUAGUAAUUAUUAACACUGUAUUAAGAAGAUUUUUGUUUAGAAUUAAGUGAUGAAAUACCUAUGUGUAAUUUUGAUGAUUUCGGAUUUGAAAAAUUUACUUAAUCUUUUGGAAGACCUGAUUUACCAUAAGAUGAUAAUUAGGAAUAUGUUAAUAAAGGUAUUAUUGGAGUAAUAAGCAGAUUAGAUACAUUAUUCAGUUAAUUUUUUGAUUAUGAAAUAGAAUUUAAAUAAUUCUAACCAGAUAUUGAUCUUUGUUUAAAACAAAUAAAUAUGAAAGAAUUUAGAAAUGCUGUUUUAUCUCAUUUUUUAGAUACUAAUGAUGGAACAAAUACAUUUUUAGAUGUUAUAUAUGAGAGUAUUUAUGAAAUAUUAAAGGAGAAUUUGAGUUACAUAUAUUUGUAUUAUGGAAUAGUUGGAGUAUUAGUUGGAAUGUCUUAUGCAAUAUUUUAUAUAGUGAUUAUAAUAAAAACUAAUAAUAAGUUAAUUAGAACAAGGUUAGCAUUAAUAACUUUACCAAUUUCAAUUUUAACAGAGUAACAUACAAUAUCAAUGUUAAAAAGGUUAAAUUGA
Messenger RNA from Paramecium sonneborni, 5552 nucleotides. The record is from the annotation of a GenBank genome assembly. NCBI's taxonomy places the organism in Eukaryota, Ciliophora, Oligohymenophorea, Peniculida, Parameciidae.